AUGUCUCGUCCUCCAAAGAAAAAACCAACAAAACUAAAAACACUCGAGGGAGUACCUCGCAGGAACGGCAUCUUGGGUUCCAGAGGGAGACCCGUGGCGCCGCGUGGGUUGAGCGCCUUCACAGGUGCGGCGGCGGGGGCGGCGGCGCAGAUAACGCGGUCGCGCGGCCGGACGCGGUAUUUCCCUCAGCUAAGCCUCGGCGGCGGAGCGGCGCGGGGCGGCGCAGCGCCCGAAUUUACCGCGUUCGCGUCCCCGCGGCCCUCGCCGGCGCCUCCUGGGAGAGGCGCCCACUGCAGCGCGCGCGCCCGUCAACAGAUUUACACUCGCGCUCUGGCGCACGCCACGCGAAUUAAAGUUCAAUUACUUCGCCGCCGCGCCGCGCUGCGCUGCGCGGCGUCGCCGGGUAACAUCACCCUCGUCAAGCAGCCUCAUGACGCUACAAAAGACCUGCUGCUCCAAGAAGUGAAACCAAAAGAGGAGUGCCGAGCACGGACAUGGCAGAGGGAAGAGGACUUUUUUUAUUGACUAUCCCGUUUAUAAUCAAUUAUUUCCCACUAUCUGCAAAAAGAUCGUUUUGGUAUUUCAUUACACCUCUUCAUGAUCAUAGUGUACAUAGUACGUGAAUCGUUUCAGAGACAGAAAAU
Gryllus bimaculatus (two-spotted cricket) is the source of this 644-nucleotide messenger RNA. The record is from the annotation of a GenBank genome assembly. Lineage: Eukaryota; Metazoa; Arthropoda; Insecta; Orthoptera; Gryllidae.